Pyricularia pennisetigena is the source of this 228-nucleotide messenger RNA. RefSeq lists its product as uncharacterized. The transcript is spliced from 2 exons. Lineage: Eukaryota; Fungi; Ascomycota; Sordariomycetes; Magnaporthales; Pyriculariaceae. Bases 1 to 228 code for a protein of 75 amino acids. The record is from RefSeq and is a predicted model, not a curated record.
AUGCAGUUCUCUACCAUCCUGUCCCUCGUGUACCUCGGCGCAGGCACAGCAGUCCUGGCCGCUGGUGUCCCGACAAUCCUAGCACGAGGAGCUAUCCCAUACUGCUCGUCCUCCGCCUUCUGUUCCUCCACUGAGGCUUGCGAAAGUAAAUGCGGAGGAGCUGCGAAAACCACUGGCUGCGGCAGUAAGUGCGUCUGCGUCUGCGCCGAUGGAAGCCAACAUUCUUGA